This is a messenger RNA of Salvelinus sp. IW2-2015, 954 nucleotides long. RefSeq names its product retinol-binding protein 4-B. NCBI's taxonomy places the organism in Eukaryota, Metazoa, Chordata, Actinopteri, Salmoniformes, Salmonidae. Gene Ontology annotation, molecular function: retinol transmembrane transporter activity; retinol binding. The record is from RefSeq and is a predicted model, not a curated record. Gene Ontology annotation, biological process: retinol transport.
CAACCCUGGCUGUGGCAGGACUCUACACUAUAAAAACCUCUGUUUGUAGAUGAACAGCACCUCUAAGGCACCUCAGACUUUACAAGAUCCAUCAACAAGGCAACAUGCUGAGAAUCUGUGUGGCCCUCUGUGUUCUGGCGACAUGCUGGGCACAGGACUGUCAGGUUUCAAACAUUCAGGUCAUGCAGAACUUCGACAGAAGCAGGUAUACUGGUAGGUGGUAUGCUGUGGCCAAGAAAGAUCCUGUUGGUCUGUUCCUCCUGGACAAUGUUGUUGCUCAGUUCUCAGUAGAUGGAAGUGGCAAAAUGACUGCAACUGCCCAGGGAAGAGUUAUCAUCCUUAACAACUGGGAAAUGUGUGCCAACAUGUUCGGCACCUUCGAGGACACUCCAGACCCUGCCAAGUUCAAGAUGAGAUACUGGGGCGCUGCUGCAUACCUCCAGUCUGGAAAUGAUGACCACUGGGUCAUUGACACUGACUACGACAACUAUGCCAUCCACUACUCCUGCAGAGAAGUUGACCUGGACGGCACCUGCCUGGACGGAUACUCCUUCAUCUUCUCCCGUCACUCCACCGGUCUGAGGCCUGAGGACCAGAAGAUUGUCACCGACAAGAAAAAGGAGAUCUGCUUCCUCGGCAAAUAUAGACGUGUUUCACACACUGGUUUCUGUGAAAGCAGCUGAUCUGGAACUAGUCAGAUGGAUAUCAUGGGUGUAAAAUUCCACAUAUCAGAAUCAGGCUGUAAAUAUAAACCAUGUUCCACAACAAAACAACCGUCACUGGCCAGCCCCUUCCAGCAGUUGGGGAACUUUCCCGUUACCAAAGACAUCCAUCAACCAAACCAAAUGAUUUGUAUCUGAAUGUAUCAGGAAGGAUAUAGGAUACUUUACUGAUUGACAUUGUGUGAUGUAGUCUUGAAUGACUUUUUGAAAUAAAUAAAAACACAUGGUACUA